CGCUCGGCUGUCUCCUCCUACGACAUGCACGAAAGUUGGCCACUUAAACUACUUCCAACCAGACAGCAGACAUUAUACUGAACCCAAACUACACCUAGGGAAAAGAAUAACAGUACAUUUGUUUUGCCCAGCUCACAUACACAACUUCAAGUGCAAGUUGCUCUAUUUUGUUGAUUUUUAUUUUAUUUGUAGCGGCUCCUUUAUUUUCUUUGCAUUUUGUUCGUCGCACCAGAGGAGAGCAUCACUUUUGUUUUUCCCCGGUGGAAGAAGGGCUUCUCCGCCUGGGAUUGGGAUUUGACAGACUCGUUAUCUUCUUGAGCAUUUUGAAGACAUUUUUUUUAUAUUGGACUUUGUAAGAGUCGCAAGUUCGAGUCCGUGUUUGUUGUUUUUUUUUUGUCUCAGUAGCUAAAUGAUGGCUACGUUACCAGGAACAGUGCCUCGGAUGGUGCGCCCUGCGCCAGGCCAGAACUACCCCCGAACCGGCUUCCCUCUGGAAGUGUCCACCCCUCUGGGCCAGGGUAGGGUGAACCAGCUUGGCGGUGUGUUCAUCAACGGGAGGCCCCUGCCAAAUCACAUCCGACACAAGAUAGUGGAGAUGGCCCACCACGGCAUCCGACCCUGCGUAAUCUCGCGACAACUGCGAGUUUCACACGGUUGUGUGUCAAAAAUCCUCUGCCGAUACCAGGAGACCGGCUCGAUCCGUCCGGGUGCCAUAGGAGGCAGCAAACCCAGGCAGGUGGCAACUCCUGACGUGGAGAAACGGAUCGAGGAGUACAAGAGAGAAAACCCGGGUAUGUUCAGCUGGGAGAUCCGGGAUAAGCUGCUGAAGGACGGGGUGUGCGACAGAAGCACAGUUCCUUCAGGUGAGGCUUCAUCUGUGAGCUCCAUCAGCCGCGUUUUGAGGGCCCGAUUUGGCAAAAAAGAUGACGAGGAUGACUGUGAUAAGAAGGAUGAAGAUGGAGAAAAGAAAACAAAGCAUAGCAUCGAUGGCAUCCUCGGUGAUAAAUGUAACCGCACAGACGAUGGUUCAGAUAUAGAUUCGGAGCCCGACUUGCCCCUGAAAAGGAAGCAGAGACGCAGUCGCACCACCUUCACCGCUGAGCAGCUGGAGGAGCUGGAGAAGGCCUUUGAAAGGACACAUUACCCAGACAUCUACACCAGAGAGGAGCUGGCUCAGAGGACAAAACUUACAGAAGCGAGAGUACAGGUGUGGUUUAGCAACAGGCGAGCUCGGUGGCGUAAACAGGCCGGUGCCAAUCAGCUAGCUGCCUUCAACCACCUGCUUCCUGGAGGUUUCCCACCCACAGGGAUGCCAACUUUACCCACAUACCAGCUACCAGAUUCCGGUUACCCCAGUACCACGCUAUCGCAGGAGGGCAGCACAUUGCACAGACCCCAACCCCUGCCUCCAUCCUCCAUGCACCAGGGAGGUCUGAGUGCUGACACCAGCUCCGCUUAUGGUCUCUCAUCCAAUCGCCACAGCUUCUCCAGCUACUCCGAUACUUUCAUGAGCCCCUCAGCAUCCAGCAACCACAUGAACCCUGUCGGCAACGGGCUCUCCCCACAGGUGAUGAGUAUCCUGAGCAACCCCAGCGCUGUACCCUCCCAGCCCCAGCACGACUUUUCCAUUUCCCCCCUGCACGGCAGCCUGGAGAGCUCCAACCCCAUCUCAGCCAGCUGCAGCCAGCGCUCUGACACCAUCAAGAGUGUGGACAGCCUGGCUUCUUCCCAGUCAUACUGCCCCCCCACUUACAGCGCCACCAGCUACAGCGUGGACCCCGUCACUGCAGGCUACCAGUACAGCCAGUACGGCCAGACUGCCGUAGACUACCUGGCUAAGAAUGUGAGCUUGUCCACCCAGAGGAGGAUGAAACUUGGAGACCACUCGGCCGUGCUGGGACUGCUGCAGGUGGAGACUGGACAGGCCUACUAAAGCCCCCCCCCCCUCGGAGACACGCCCUGCACCACCCUCCUCCUGCCCUCUGCCACCCUCCUCCAUGCUCCAUCAAGUCUGGACUCCAACUCCAGCUCGCCUCUCUGCUGCUCGCUCUGCAGCCUGACCAUGACAUUAGCACACAGCCUCACUGUGUACCAGAGAAAAGGACGCUUGCGGGUGUGACGAGGCUCUUCGGGGAAUGGAACUAAAGUUUUCACGCCACUGUCAACCACCAGGCGGCUCUGCAUCCUCUCUACUUAAUAUUUGGGCGUCUGCGCCUGCUCCUUGUAGUCCUACCCCAGCCCCAAACUCUGUUUUGUUUUGUUAAGAAGACCAGACAGCACCCCAGAACACCCGAGGAUAGUCGGCCGCCUUGGCCCGGGUUCCUUUUUGUCAUGGCUGCAGUCCAGCACACAUUUAGACCCAUCAACAACAUGUACUUUGACCUUGCUGUUCAUAGUAGUUAACAAAGCCAAUAUCAUUUGAACGACUCUUAUUCUUGUUCCUUUUUGAUAUUGUUAAGAUUAUUGUUGCUGUUAUAUAAUUAUGGUUAAUGUGA
Messenger RNA from Larimichthys crocea (large yellow croaker), 2495 nucleotides. It is a transcript of the gene pax7a, whose product is annotated as paired box 7a. The transcript is spliced from 9 exons. NCBI's taxonomy places the organism in Eukaryota, Metazoa, Chordata, Actinopteri, Sciaenidae. Gene Ontology annotation, biological process: regulation of transcription by RNA polymerase II; anatomical structure development. Gene Ontology annotation, molecular function: RNA polymerase II cis-regulatory region sequence-specific DNA binding; DNA-binding transcription factor activity, RNA polymerase II-specific. The coding region runs from base 410 to 1933 and encodes 507 amino acids. The record is from RefSeq and is a predicted model, not a curated record.